AUGUCCUUGUGGGUCGACAAAUACCGUCCCAAAAAAUUCGGACAACUCACAUUUCAUCCACAAAUUACAGACUCGCUCAAAUCUCUAGCUGCAACCGGAGAUUUCCCCCAUCUUCUUGUAUAUGGGCCUAGCGGAGCAGGCAAGAAAACCAGAAUCUAUGCUACUCUCAACGAAUUGUUUGGAGCUUCGGUGGAAAAGUUGAAGAUCGACGUAAAAACGUUCACCAAUGCCAGCAGCAAGAAGCUAGAAUUCAAUGUGCUCAGUUCACCAUACCAUUUGGAGAUCACACCCUCUGACAUGGGAAACAACGAUAGAGUUGUUAUCCAGGAUUUGUUGAAGGACGUUGCGUCAACAGAACAGGUGGACUUCUCCAAUCCUGGCAAAAACGGAGUAAAACAUCGGUUCAAGGUUGUGAUCAUCAACGAAGCCGAUUCCUUGAGUCGAGAUGCGCAGGCUGCAUUGAGAAGAACCAUGGAAAAGUACUCGGCCAAUAUUCGACUUAUUAUGGUUUGUAACAAUAUCUCCAAUAUCAUUGCUCCCAUCAAGUCCAGAACAUUGUUGGUGCGGGUACCUGCGCCAUCUGUGAAAGAGAUCGGGGACAUAUUGUUGCACAUUGCCCUGAAAGAAUCGGUCAAAUUUUCUUCCAAUGAUCCUGAGAAAUUGAGGAAGUAUGUUGAUGCUGUCGCCCGUGGAUCAGCUCAAAACUUGCGCCGUAGUAUGUUGACCUUCGAGACGAUAUCCAUGCAGCUGGAGCUGUUAAACGUGGACAACUUGAGCUCUGCCACUAUUGUGUUAGAUUGGGAGGUGAUUAUUCAAAACAUCGCGCUGUCAUUGCGUCGCGAUAAGAGCGUUGCCAACUUGGCCAAGUUGAGAGUGACUUUCUACGAGCUUCUCUCACAUUGUAUUCCCUCGCGUCUCAUACUAAAAACACUUGCUCUAGAGUUGGCGUCAUCUGAGACUAGCCACUGCAGAGAGCUUAUGGAAACCGCGGCCGUUUUUGACGAACGUUUGAGUUUGGGACUGAAGGCUAUCUUCCACCUUGAGGGUUUUGCCGCCAAGGCCAUGGUCAUAAUGUCGUAA
Molecule: messenger RNA, 1080 nt
Organism: Australozyma saopauloensis
Lineage: Eukaryota; Fungi; Ascomycota; Pichiomycetes; Serinales; Metschnikowiaceae
Gene: RFC5
Product: replication factor C subunit 5
Exons: 1
Coding region: 1-1080 (359 amino acids)
Biological process (GO): DNA-templated DNA replication; DNA repair
Cellular component (GO): nucleus; DNA replication factor C complex; Elg1 RFC-like complex
Molecular function (GO): DNA clamp loader activity; ATP hydrolysis activity; DNA binding
Source: RefSeq, a predicted model, not a curated record